ACGUCUGUGCGGAAUUUAAGGGUCAAGAGGGAUGCCGCGCACGUCGAAUUUCCGAGUUGUGCGGCCAGGACGCGGAGCACGCGUCACUCUCCCGGGCGGCCGCGGGCGGGAGGGUCUCGCUCUCCUCCCCUCGCCGCCGGGCCAGCCGCGCUCUGAUUGGCUGCAGCCACUGCGCGUGCGCCUGACGCGGGGGCCCCCGGCGGGCUCUCGGGGAAAAGUUACGCACCCACCCGCGAACCUUGCUGAGCCGCUCGGCGGCCUCCCGCAGCAAAGGCCAGAAAACUCCACUCAGGUUGGGCGCCGAUACUCCGUGGGUUGCAGGAGUGACAGCGGUGCUGUCACAAGGAGCUCAGAGCCCUUCUUGUUUGCGAUCGGCCGCGCCCAGCCCGCUGACCCGUCUGCCAGGAGGGCGGUUGUGUUCGAACCCGGGCAGUGUGGCCAGCCCGUUCCCGCUGGAUGCCGCGGAGGAUGUUUAUUUGUUGCAGUGGAGAGUUGAUCCCAGCAACCUAACUUGUCAUGAAUGGAAUUUAAAAGUGAAAGACUUCAGGAUGGAUGAUGAACUUCCAGAAAGGGGGAAAAAAUGGAAAGUGAAAAUCACCAUAAGCCGUGUUGCCAACUAAAUGUUUCUUUAUCCUUUGUUGAGAAUCAAGAAAAAUUAUUUCUUGCAUCAUAUAAUCUACCAAGAAUCUAUUUAAUUACUGUUUUAUCUUGGUUAUGCUGGAAAGCAGAGUCUUAGAAAAAAGUAGAGGGAUUGCUUUUGGGAAUUUGAUUUCAAAUAACAGGAGUGAGAGGAGUGUAGAGGGGAAAAAAGAAAAUCCACGAAAAAUAGGGUAGUGUUAUCAAGUAGUUCAAGCCAUUGUUACUGGUUGUUUAGUGCCAAAUAGCUUCCAGAUUCCUAUUAAAUUAUAUCUCAGAGAUAAAAGGGAGAAGCAUUUAUUGUUUACAGUUAUCUCCUAUGUGUUAAGAACUUGUUCCCCUGAGAUGUCAAUUUCUCUAUUCCUCUGAAUGCAAAGACAUAAGAGCUAUGCUAUGACCAGAGCAUCAUAAGUUGCUGCAUCACAGAGACCUCGAGACAAAAGCUAAAUUCUUAGUGCAUGCCAAAACCUAGGCAUUGUCAGCACGAAGCAGGGUGAAUCCUGCCAAAGACUGUUACCAAUGAUGUGGUUCAAGCUAGAGGUUAAAACGAUGUUUGAUGGGGCUGGAACAAUAGCACAGCACAGUGGGUAGGGCAUUUGCCUUGCACACUACCAACCCGAAUUCAAUUCCCAGCACCCCAUAUGGUCCCUUGAGCACCACCAGGAGUAAUUCCUGAGUGCAGAGCCAGGAAUAAAACCUGUGCAGCGCCAGGUGUGACCCAAAAAGCAAAACAAAAAAAAAAAAAAAAAAAGUUUGACAGGACAUUAGGGAACUUAUAAGUCUCCAGAAUAUGCUACUAGUUUUGUCUAAAUCUGUUUCUUCUUUUCAUUCUACAAUUAAAAUUUUUAUGACCAGAGUAAGAUUGGCAGAAAGAUUAGAUAGGAAGGUUAAAGGUUUUUAGGUGUAUAUUACUAACAAUUUUAAUCUUGGGUGAUAUUUAUAAUAAAUAGAAAGUGAUAGAAGAAUUGGAAUAUUAAAAAUGGAUUUUACUUGAAAAAUUGGACAUUAGAUUUAUUUUAAAAUCAUAAUUUCAGAAAAUAUUAUUUGGAAAAAUGGAGAAAUAAAAUGAA
Sorex araneus (European shrew) is the source of this 1706-nucleotide messenger RNA. Its product is annotated as collagen alpha-1(I) chain-like. Lineage: Eukaryota; Metazoa; Chordata; Mammalia; Eulipotyphla; Soricidae. The transcript is spliced from 3 exons. Bases 32 to 496 code for a protein of 154 amino acids. The record is from RefSeq and is a predicted model, not a curated record.